Molecule: messenger RNA, 1330 nt
Organism: Spizellomyces punctatus DAOM BR117
Lineage: Eukaryota; Fungi; Chytridiomycota; Chytridiomycetes; Spizellomycetales; Spizellomycetaceae
Product: cysteine protease ATG4
Exons: 10
Coding region: 16-1263 (415 amino acids)
Molecular function (GO): protein-phosphatidylethanolamide deconjugating activity
Source: RefSeq, a predicted model, not a curated record
UGGGAGUUGGCGGGCAUGGAACCUGUCAAAGCUGAAACGUUGCCGACUACAGAAGCGUCACAGCAUCUAAAGCAAUCAAUUUCUGAAGAGCAGGAGCAUACAUUGUGGGAAAAGGUCACCGAAGGAAUAUCUCAUUUCUUCCACACGGCGUCUGGCCGGUUUCGCACCCAUUCAACUACCGCUGGAGCCAACAACAUCAUACUGGCGGCCCACGACGACAAUACCCUCCUCACCCGCCUGACGGCCCGCACCGGUAUUGACCUUGGGCUGGGGAACGGGCGAAAUAGGGAUUCCGGACCUGUGCGACUGUUGGGAAUUGAGUAUCCUUCGUGUGCCGACCAAGGGUUUCAAGACGACUUUAAAAGUCGAGUGUGGAUUACAUAUCGGAAUGGUUAUCCGCCGAUAAAACCGAGUACAUAUACAAGCGAUGUCGGUUGGGGAUGCAUGUUGCGAAGUGGUCAGAUGAUGCUGGCCAAUGCUUUCCUCUUCCAUGAACUGGGCAGAGAUUGGAGACUAACGCGAUGUCAAGAUGACAAGGGUGCGUGGGACAAAUAUGUGACGAUACUAAAUCGAUUUCUCGAUACGCCUUCUGCGCCCUUUUCGAUACAUCGAAUAGCGCUGCUCGGAAAACAAUUUGAUAAGAAUAUUGGCGAAUGGUUUGGUCCCUCUACAAUAUCUCAUGUUCUAAAGGUCUUAUUGGACGACCAUAAGGACAUCGAUAUGGGAAUCUAUGUAGCAACCGAUGGCGUCAUGUAUUUGGAUGAUAUCAAUAAUGAGUGCACAAAAGGUCAUGAAGGAUGGAGAGGAACCUUGAUAUUGGUCCCGAUCAGGUUGGGUGUGGAAGGGUUGAAUCCAGUGUAUUUUGAUGCCUUAAAGGCGUGUUUUAGUUUGCCGCAGUGUGUGGGAAUAGCAGGAGGACGGCCGAAUUCGUCCCUGUUUUUCAUCGGAGUGGAAGGCAACCAUCUGGUGUAUUUAGAUCCACAUUUUCUCCGGCCAGCGGUGGAAGUGAAGCAUCCUGCAUCAUAUGCGCCAGAGGACCUCUCGACAUAUCAUUGCGAGACAGUAAGAACCAUGUCUAUGGAAGCCGUAGACCCGUCCCUUGUCCUUGGCUUCUACUGCUCAAGUAAACAAGAUUUGAAAAGCUUUUGUGAACAAGCGGUAAAUAUAUCGCACGGGAGAACGCCUCUGUUUACAAUUCAAGAGAAGGCACCUGAAUUUCAGGACAGAGAUGGCGAUGUUUUAUCGGAUGGUGAUGAUUUUUAGAAUUAAGUUCCCAAUCUGUAUUUUCAAGUUAUGUACAUAAUAUACAGGAAGCAGAUGUAUUCGCAAA